This is a messenger RNA of Beta vulgaris subsp. vulgaris (sugar beet), 1884 nucleotides long. RefSeq names its product protein TRIGALACTOSYLDIACYLGLYCEROL 3, chloroplastic. Gene Ontology annotation, molecular function: ATP hydrolysis activity; ATP binding. The coding region runs from base 313 to 1359 and encodes 348 amino acids. The record is from RefSeq and is a predicted model, not a curated record. The transcript has 10 exons. Lineage: Eukaryota; Viridiplantae; Streptophyta; Magnoliopsida; Caryophyllales; Amaranthaceae.
CGAGUUAAUCCACAUUAUAACUGCUACAUUGUCGAUUCGACCAAUUUACAUCACAAAUUCACAAUUUUCGCUUCUAAUUUUCUGGGUUUCCAUCAAAACCCUGAAUCCUUCCUCAUUUUUGGUGGGUUCGACUGAUUAGUUGAUAAUUCAUAAUAGGGUUCUUAACCUACCCAAAAUCCCAAAUUUUAGCUACCCAGAAAUUCAAUUUCUCUCCUUUCAAUCAGAAUAUGUUCCAAUGAAUUAACUUAUCCUUAUUAUUGCUCAAAAAAAAUCUUCUUUUUGGUUUGUACCCAAAUAUUAUAUCAAUCAAAAAUGCUUUCUACAUCAAGCUCAGCUUUGUUUCUUUCACCUUCAUAUCAUGGGUAUUCUCGUUCUACUAUAAAUCAUAAUGUUGAAGUUUCCAACAUGUCGAAUUUUUGGGUUUCAAUGCAGAGGAAAAUUGUAUGUUCUUGUAUGACAUCUUCAAGAAAUGUGAGCGAUGGAUUUUCCCCUUUUAAAUUAAGUGAUUCUUCUGAUAUGAAGAUAUUGAACUCAAUCGACGAACCCGAGGAUGAUUCAGAUGUGCUUAUUGAGUGUAAAGAUGUGUUCAAGUCAUUUGGGGAGAAACACAUUUUAAGAGGUGUAAGCUUCAAGAUCAGACAUGGGGAAGCAGUUGGAAUUAUUGGACCUUCUGGUACUGGGAAAUCUACCAUUUUAAAAAUUAUGGCUGGACUUCUUGCUCCGGACAAGGGUGAGGUCUUUAUCUGUGGGAAAAAGAGAGAGGGAUUGAUCAGUGAUGAGGAGGUCUCAAUAUCCGGCCUUCGAAUUGGCUUGGUCUUUCAAAGUGGUGCAUUGUUUGAUUCUCUUACUGUGCGUGAGAAUGUUGGUUUUCUUUUGUACGAAAACUCCAGGAUGUCAGAUGAUCAAAUUUCGGAAUUGGUAACUGAAACUCUAGCUGCAGUAGGACUGAAGGAGGUUGAGGAUCGGUUGCCUUCUGAGUUGUCUGGAGGGAUGAAAAAACGAGUUGCCCUGGCGCGUUCUAUUAUCUUUGACACCACAAAGGAUACUGUGGAACCGGAGGUGCUUUUGUAUGAUGAACCAACUGCUGGACUUGAUCCAAUUGCAUCAACUGUUGUUGAAGACCUGAUCCGUUCUGUUCAUAUAAAAGGUGAAGAUGCUGUUGGCAAGGUUGGAAAGGUUGCAUCUUAUAUAGUUGUGACUCACCAACAUAGUACCAUCCGAAGAGCAGUUGAUAGGCUGAUUUUCCUACACGAGGGGAGGAUUGCUUGGGAAGGAUUGACCCAUGAAUUUACCACCUCAACUAGUCCCAUUGUUCAACAGUUUGUAUCAGGGAGUCUGGAAGGACCAAUCAAAUAUUAGCAAAGGCUUUUUGGAGAACACGAGUUUAUUAAUAGGGUGUCGACGUGCAAAGAUAUUGUGUUGUCUGUUAGAGAAGAUGCUGGCGAUUUCGCUAUUGGUCUAUAGAAGCUGGUUGUUCUGCAAAUAUAACAAUGCAAGGUGACCAGAAGCCUCAGUAAUGAGACUGAACUGACAAUUGCUCCAACUCUCGCAUGUCUUACUGAUGAUGCUACAUGGAGGAUGGAAUGCAAAAUCCAACAAUGUUAUUGUUUACCGUUCAUACGGGUAGCCACACUUGUAAUCAAGCCAUCUGUGUUUGUCCUGUGAUCUGAGUAUAUACUUGUCACACAAAUUCAUAUUUUUUUUGUCAUUCCAUUUGUAAUUCCUUAGGUAGUUCCUGGGUGGCAAGUCAUUGUAGAAACUGAAGCAUUAGGCUUAUGUUAACCUAGGAACUGAUGUAGCUUCCUUUUCUUGUCCCUGAACCUGAUAUCUUGAGGUUUCUGGCAAUCAUAGCGCAUAAUAAUAAUGUGUGCAUUUUUGCAAAAA